Messenger RNA from Parascedosporium putredinis, 1968 nucleotides. The record is from the annotation of a GenBank genome assembly. NCBI's taxonomy places the organism in Eukaryota, Fungi, Ascomycota, Sordariomycetes, Microascales, Microascaceae.
AUGUCCGCCUCGGUGAUACCCCCGAUGAACAACGGCUCGUACGACCGGUCGCAUUCCCAAGCACCUUCCAUUCCGGACACCGUCCCCCAGCACUCGCGACCCUUCUCCCAGACCCCUCAGGCCUCGCAACAGUCCCAACAGCCCCCUUCGCAGCAAUCUGCCUCCCUUGCUUCGGCGGCGCUACAGCCAACGCCGACACAACCACGAAGUGUUAAACGGCCUCGGCCCGUCAAGUCUUGCACCGAAUGUCGCAAGCGCAAGCUCAAAUGCGAUCGAUCCUGCCCGUGUUCGCAAUGCCAAAAAUCGAGCCGACAAUGCAAAUAUGCCGCCGACCAGGACGGUGGCAACACCUCGGACCUGUCCGACGGAGAAACCGUUGACGGACAACGAGCACAGAAACGCCCUUGCCACCCCACGCCGACGGGGCAACAGCCCUCGCAAUUGCUGGGGCCCCUCGAACCGCCUUUUAGCACCCCCAUGAGGAAUGGCGAUGUAGCCGUCCUCGCCGGCAUGACAUUGGAGGAGCUAGCCAUGAGGGUUGACCGGCUGGAAAAACAUAGCAGUACUCGCGUCAUGGUCAACUUGUUUGACGAAGCGAAACACUACCUCGUGAACUGCAAGAGGAUCGACAGCCUUCGUGAUAUAUUCGACCGGCUUGAAGCUCUCCAGAAGCUUUUACGAGACGAAACCCGAAAAGCGAUUGCGCCCAUCCCCGUUUUCGUCGAUUCCAUGUUACCGAUACAAAAGAGGAUGACGGACAUCAUGCCCUCUAAAGCCGUCUGCGAUAGGCUUCUCUCGGCGUAUAUCGACACCAACGAAAUUAUCUACAGGAUGGUGCACGUACCGACCUUUAAGACACAGUACAACCGCUACUGGGAGAACCAAGUCCAGUACGAAUACUUCCUUCCGCAGCUGCUCACCGUCCUUGCCAUCGGCUCCCGAUUCGUUGCCAGCGCCAAGGGUCUGAGCCACGAGCGCCGGGACGGUGUUAACAUUCCUACGGCGUGCGCGUUGGUUCGCACCUGGCUCAACAACUUGCGAGGGAAGCAGCUGGUAGAGUUUAGUACUCUGCAAACCGAACUGCUGCUCCUCCACGCGCGAAGGCUCACGUCGCUCUCGAAUCUCCACGAAACCUGGUCACAGCUCGGGUUCAUUGUCCGGAUGGCCAUGACGAUGGGUCUGCAUCGCGACCCGGGCGAGUUUACACAGGUGAGCGCGUUCCAAGGAGAGAUGAGGCGGCGGCUGUGGUUCACCAUCUUGGACAUGGACCUCUACAUCUCCCUUGCGAGCAACCUGCCCUGUCUGCUGCGUGAAGGCGAUUUCACGUGCAAGCCGCCGAGAAACCUGGACGACGCCGACCUCUUUGAGGAGAUGAAGAUGCUUCCGCGGGAAAAGCCGAUUGAGCACUCGACCGAGUGCCAAAUACAAGUGUACGCCACGUUGACGCUGCCGCUACGAAUCAAGGUUACGCACCUGGUGAACCGCGUGGAGACGCUCCCAGAUUACGGCGAGGUCUUGGAACUGGGCCAGAAGCUCGACAAGUACAUUGAAGACCUCAGUUUUCUCUUCCCCGAUAUGGUUAUCCUGAGGUACCUGGACGAGAUGGAUCCGAAUCUGCCCCACUACGACGAGACGUGCGAUAUGUAUAUCCAGAUCCUCAAGCAAGACAUCAUCCAGGCCGCCUUUAGCAUCUGCUGGCACAUUCUCAACAUUGUCCGGCAGAGCCCGAUGAACGGCGUGUCGGGCCGUAUGACGCCCGACGGACCAACGGACCAGCUGGACGACGUGAUGCCGGGAACGCCGUCACGGCUCAUCGCGACGGUGCAAAAGACUCUAGAUCUCCUAGUUCGAAAGGCGGCGAUGUGCGACCUCAAGGACAUCAUCCCCUCGCGCUUGCCGGGCUACACCGCCCAGAGGCGAUGGGGCUGGUUCUGGGACCAUCCGCAGGCCAGCACCACCACGCGGUAA